Messenger RNA from Colossoma macropomum (tambaqui), 2067 nucleotides. It is a transcript of the gene grk1b, whose product is annotated as G protein-coupled receptor kinase 1 b. Gene Ontology annotation, cellular component: cytoplasm. Lineage: Eukaryota; Metazoa; Chordata; Actinopteri; Characiformes; Serrasalmidae. The record is from RefSeq and is a predicted model, not a curated record. The transcript is spliced from 8 exons. Gene Ontology annotation, molecular function: G protein-coupled receptor kinase activity; ATP binding. The coding region runs from base 172 to 1851 and encodes 559 amino acids. Gene Ontology annotation, biological process: regulation of signal transduction; protein phosphorylation; signal transduction.
AGAGAGAGGGAGUGUUAGAGAGAGAGGAGUGUGAGAUCCGGUGUGUGAAGGUAUGUGUAGUGGACGGAGUUCUGGACAGUGAGGAGUUCUGCAGUGGUCAUGGCCGAACUCUAACAGUGGAUUUGUUUAUUUGUUUAUUUUGUUCGGAGGAGAAACAGCUCAGGUCCAGCGAUGGAUAUCGGUGGGCUGGAGACGGUGGUGGCUAAUUCGGCCUAUGUGUCGGCCCGCGGGAGCGUAGAUGGCGCUGCUGCGGCAACCAUGCGGGACAAGAAGUACCGAGCCAAGCUGAACCUGCCCCACAUCAGGCAGUGUGAGCACAUGAAGGCCACGGUGGACUCGACCUUUGACAGCAUGUGCGUCCGACAGCCCAUCGGCAAGCGGCUCUUCCAGCAGUAUCUGGCCAGCGAGGCUGCCCACAAGGCAGCUGGAGAGUUCUGGAAAGACAUGGAGGACUACAACACGGCGCAGGAGCAGGACCGCGCCCAGAAAGCACAGAAAAUGGUCAACAAGUACUACGAGUCGAGCUCCAAGAACUUCUGCAGCUUCCUGGAGGAGAAGGCUGUGAGCAGAGUCAAGGAGGACGCCAAGAACGUCCGGGGAGACCUGUUCAAAGAGAGCGAGCAGCAGCUGCUGAAGCACAUGGAGGCUAAAGCGCUGGCCGGCUUCAAGAGCAGCAUGUACUUCCUGCGCUAUGUCCAGUUUAAGUGGCUAGAGAGCCAGUCGGUCACCGAGGACUGGUUCAUGGAGUUUCGGGUGCUGGGCAAAGGCGGGUUCGGGGAGGUGCACGCCUGCCAGAUGAAAGCCACGGGGAAGAUGUACGCCAACAAGAAGCUGAACAAGAAGAGGUUGAAGAAGCGUAAAGGCUAUGAUGGUGCUAUAAUUGAGAAGCGGAUUCUGGCGAAAGUCCACAGCCGUUUCAUCGUCACGCUGGCGUACGCCUUUCAGACCAAGACUGACCUCUGCCUGGUGAUGACUAUCAUGAACGGAGGUGACCUCAGGUAUCAUAUGUAUAAUGUAGAUGAGAAGAAUCCAGGCUUUAAUGAGAACAGAGCCUGUUUUUAUACAGCUCAGAUUAUCUGUGGUCUCGAGCACCUGCACCAGCACAGGAUUGUCUACAGAGACCUCAAACCUGAGAACGUUCUGCUGGACGAUGCAGGACACGUUCGUCUGUCAGAUCUCGGCCUGGCUGUGGAGCUCCCACCAGGAAAAGACAAAACCAAAGGAUACGCAGGAACACCAGGGUUCAUGGCUCCAGAGCUGCUGCAGAGUAAGGAAUAUGAUUACACAGUGGAUUAUUUUACUCUGGGAGUGACGUUGUAUGAAAUGGUGGCAGCUAAAGGACCUUUCAGAGUUCGAGGAGAACAGGUGGAGAACAGUGAGGUGACCCGGCGGAUUCUAAACGACCCCGUGUCCUACCCCUCCACCUUCAGUAAGGAGCUGAAGGACAUCUGCGAGGGUUUGAUGGAGAAAGAUCCAGAGAAGCGGCUCGGCUUCAAGAACAAUGACUGUGCCGAGCUGAAGAACCAGCCGUUCUUUAAAGAGCUCAACUGGGGACGGCUGGAGGCGGGGAUGCUGCUCCCUCCGUUUGUUCCUGACCCUAAGAUGGUGUACGCUAAGAACAUUGAUGAUGUGGGAGCGUUCAGUACGGUGAAAGGUGUGGUGAUUGACAGUAAAGAUAACGAGUUUUAUGAAGAUUUUGCUACAGGAAACAUCCCGAUCCCCUGGCAGGAGGAGAUGAUCGAGACCGGGGUGUUCGGAGAGCUCAACGUGUGGGCCGAAAACGGGAAACUGCCCAAUGACCUCGACCCCAACUACGUAGAGUCUAAAGGAGGAGGAUGUGUGCUGCUGUAAAAGAGAGAGAGAGAGAAAUAGAAAGAGUGGAGAACAGACAGAGAGAUAUACACAAAGAGAAAGAAACAGAGAGAGAGAGAUGAAUGUGACUGUAUGAAGCCUUUUAAAAUGACAGUCUGUGUUUGGACUGAAACCCUGUGACGCUUCUCGUCGUCCACUGAACUCCACAGACACAUAAACCAGCUCUGUGUAAAUGCAGUUUAGCUGUUCAGCUCU